GGGCCGGGCGGUGGGCGGCGGGCGGCGGGCGGUGGGCGCUGCGUGCGGCGGGGCCGCUCGGAGCCGGGCGGUGGCGGUGGAGGUGGCGGUGGCGCUGGGGCUGCCCGCGGCCAUCGCGCUGCCUGAGGCGGCGGCUCCGCCGCUCGGGCCGGGCGGCGGGGCCGCGGGCGGGAUUGGCUGCGCGGCCGCCGGGCCCCAGAAUGCAGCGCAUGGCGCGUCAUUGAACGGAGACCAUGAUGAUGGCGGCGGCGGCGGCGGCAGCGGGGGGGGCCCCCGAGGUGAUCGCCCAGCUGGAGAACGCGGCCAAAGUGCUGAUGGCACCACCUUCCAUGGUCAAUAAUGAACAACGCCAACAUGCCGAGCACAUAUUCUUAUCGUUUAGGAAAUCAAAAUCACCAUUUGCUGUUUGCAAACAUAUUUUGGAAACUAGUAAAGUGGAUUAUGUUCUUUUUCAAGCUGCUACAGCGAUAAUGGAAGCAGUUGUAAGAGAAUGGAUUCUGUUGGAAAAAACUAGCAUCGAAUCGUUGCGAACAUUCCUUCUAACUUAUGUCUUACAAAGGCCUAACCUUCAAAAGUACGUUCGGGAGCAGAUUCUAUUAGCAGUAGCGGUGAUAGUGAAACGGGGAUCAUUAGACAAAUCUAUCGACUGCAAAAGCAUUUUUCAUGAAGUCAGCCAAUUGAUCAGCAGCGGUAACCCCACUGUGCAAACUUUGGCCUGUUCCAUUUUAACGGCAUUGUUGAGCGAAUUCUCAAGUUCAAGUAAAACCAGCAACAUUGGACUAAGCAUGGAGUUCCACGGUAACUGUAAACGUAUAUUUCAGGAGGAUGAUCUGAGGCAGAUCUUCAUGCUCACAGUAGAGGUACUUCAGGAAUUCAGCAGACGUGAAAACCUCAAUGCUCAGAUGUCUUCAGUGUUUCAGCGUUAUCUUGCACUAGCCAAUCAGGUCUUAAGCUGGAACUUCCUUCCUCCAAAUUUGGGCAGACAUUAUAUAGCUAUGUUUGAAUCCUCACAAAAUGUGAUGCUAAAGCCAACAGAAUCCUGGCGUGAGACCCUCCUGGACAGCAGAGUUAUGGAGCUUUUCUUUACAGUGCAUCGAAAAAUCAGAGAAGAUACAGAUAUGGCCCAAGAUUCAUUACAGUGUCUGGCACAGCUGGCGUCUUUGCAUGGGUCAGUCUUUCCUGACGAAGGUUCACAAGUUGAUUACCUGGCACACUUCAUUGAGGGAUUACUGAAUACUAUCAAUGGAAUUGAAAUAGAAGACUCUGAAGCAGUGGGAAUUUCCAGUAUUAUCAGCAACCUGAUAACCGUAUUUCCUCGAAAUAUUUUAACUGCCAUUCCGAAUGAACUUUUCUCUUCAUUUGUUAACUGCCUCGCACAUCUCACUUGUUCUUUUGGAAGAAGUGCUGCCUUGGAAGAAGUGCUUGACAAAGAUGACAUGGUAUAUAUGGAAGCAUAUGAUAAGUUGCUGGAAUCUUGGCUUACUUUGGUACAAGAUGACAAACAUUUCCAUAAAGGUUUCUUUACCCAACAUGCUGUUCAGGUCUUUAAUUCUUACAUUCAGUGCCAUCUAGCUGCUCCCGAUGGUACAAGGAAUUUGACUGCCAAUGGUGUGGCCUCUCGGGAAGAAGAGGAAAUAAGUGAACUGCAGGAAGACGACAGAGACCAGUUCUGUGACCAGCUGGCCAGCGUAGGCAUGCUGGGAAGAAUUGCUGCAGAACACUGUAUACCUCUUCUUACAAGUUUAUUAGAAGACCGAGUUACAAGGCUCCAUGGUCAGUUGCAAAGACAUCAGCAGCAGUUACUUGCCUCACCAGCAUCAGCCUCAAUUGACAAUAAAGUGCUUGAUGACCUGUAUGAGGAUAUUCAUUGGCUUAUUUUAGUCACAGGCUACCUCUUGGCUAAUGAUACUCAGGGAGAGACUCCGCUAAUACCUCCAGAAGUAAUGGAAUACUCCAUUAAACAUUCAGCUGAGGUUGACAUCAACACAACGCUUCAAAUUCUGGGAUCUCCAGGAGAAAAGGCCUCUUCCAUCCCAGGGUACAACAGAACUGAUUCUGUAAUUAGGUUGUUAUCGGCUAUUUUAAGAGUGUCAGAAGUAGAAUCUCGAGCAAUAAGGGCAAAUCUCACGCACCUUCUGAGCCCACAGAUGGGCAAAGAUAUUGUAUGGUUCCUCAAGCGUUGGGCAAAGACUUACCUCCUGGUGGAUGAAAAGCUGUAUGAUCAGAUAAGUCUGCCAUUUAGUACAGCAUUUGGUGCUGAUACUGAGGGUUCCCAGUGGAUUGUGGGUUACCUUUUAGAAAAAGUGAUCAGUAACCUGGCAGUGUGGAGUUCAGAGCAGGACCUUGCAAAUGAUACUGUACAACUGCUAGUAACAUUAGUGGAAAGGAGAGAGCGGGCAAACUUAGUUAUUCAAUGUGAAAACUGGUGGAAUUUAGCUAAACAAUUUGCAAGGCGAAGCCCUCCCCUUCACUAUUUGUCCAGUUCUGUGCAGAGAACACUAAUGAAAGCUUUAGUUUUAGGAGGUUUUGCUCAUAUGGAUACAGAAACAAAACAACAAUACUGGACAGAGGUUCUUCAGCCACUUCAGCAGCGAUUCCUGAAUGUGAUAAACCAAGAAAACUUUCAGCAGAUCUGCCAAGAGGAGGAAGUGAAACAGGAGAUCACUGCUACGUUGGAAGCACUCUGUGGCAUUGCUGAGGCUACCCAGAUUGAUAAUGUAGCAAUUCUCUUUAAUUUCCUAAUGGACUUCCUUAAUAAUUGCAUUGGAUUAAUGGAAGUAUACAAAAACACACCAGAGACUGUUAAUCUCAUAAUAGAAGUCUUUGUUGAAGUUGCACAUAAACAAAUUUGCUAUCUUGGAGAGGCCAAAGCCAUGAACUUGUAUGAGGCCUGCCUAACUCUGCUCCAGGUGUAUUCCAAGAAUAAUCUAGGUCGGCAACGGAUAGAUGUUACAGCAGAAGAAGAUCAGUACCAGGAUCUUCUCCUUAUAAUGGAGCUUCUCACUAAUCUUCUAUCAAAAGAAUUCAUAGAUUUCAGUGAUACAGAUGAAGUAUUUAGAGGACAUGAACCUGGACAAGCCACAAAUAGAUCUGUAUCGGCAGCAGAUGUUGUCUUAUAUGGGGUUAAUCUAGUUCUGCCUCUAAUGUCCCAGGAUCUGCUGAAGUUUCCAUCCCUGUGUAAUCAAUAUUACAAAUUAAUCACUUUCAUCUGUGAGAUAUUCCCUGAGAAAAUUCCACAACUUCCAGAGGACCUCUUUAAGAGCCUGAUGUACUCACUGGAGUUAGGAAUGUCAUCAAUGAGUUCUGAGGUUUGCCAGCUCUGUCUGGAGGCUGUAACACCAUUAGCAGAACAGUGUGCAAAAGCACAAGAAACAGAUUCAGCUCUCUUUCUAGCAACACGGCACUUUCUUAAGAUGGUCUUUGAUAUGCUGGUACUUCAGAAGCACAAUACAGAAAUGACAACUGCAGCAGGUGAAGCGUUCUACACAUUAGUGUGCUUGCAUCAGGCUGAAUAUUCAGAGCUAGUUGAAACAUUGCUAUCAACUCAGCAAGAUCCGGUAAUUUACCAGCGAUUAGCAGAUGCCUUCAACAAGCUUACUGCAAGCAGCACUCCUCCUACACUGGACCGUAAGCAGAAGAUGGCCUUCUUAAAGAGUUUAGAAGAAUUUAUGGCAAAUGUUGGUGGACUUCUCUGUGUAAAAUAAACAACAAAACUCUAUGCCUAAUUUAGACCCUUUCUGCAAAAUGCACUGAGAAAUGCUGAAUGCUGACUAAAUCUUGUACCUGUCUCUGGGUUCUUUGCAGCCAUCUCAGAUUCUAGAGAGCCUGGAAGUUAGAACAUAACACAGUGGAAUAGGAGAGGUCAACUUUGAAUCAGCUUCUGCUAUUAUGUGUUAGCUGCAAUCUGUCAUCCUUGUGUGUGGGAGAGAAUGAACAGAAAAUUUGAAUUGAAAUUUUUUCCAUAUAUGUGCAAACAGAUAUGGGCACAAUGAAAAAUAAAUUCAGUGCCUUUUCCCCCCCACUGGUUUAAAAUGAGUGGCCAGAUAAACGUGCAGAUUUUUUUUCUACCCAGUCUCAUGUUAAGAGUUUUAUGCAGAUGCAUAAAAAGUUCUGAACAGUUUCGCUGAUUUUAAGCUUUAUUUUUUCCUCUCUAAAGUUUGAGUUUUGUGUUCCAAUGGGGAAGAAAUUAACCAAAUGGUAUUUUAACUCGUGUUUAGUUUUGUUUUUCUAUAUCAACCUGACAUUGCAUGUUUUUGUAAUGCAGGUUUUUACAUUACGUUCUGCUGCCUAAAGUUCAGAAGAAAGAAGGUGUAUAUUUUUGUUCCCCUAGAAACGAACUUUAGGAACUGUAGCCAUUUCAUUGCCUUAAUUUAAAAGAGAAAAAAGAAGUUCAUAUACUUAAGAAAUUUAAGGCAAGUUUUGACUCGUCAGCGUUGGUUUAGGAUGUUGGCAUUAAGCUGCUGUGUGCCUGUUGCAGCCCUUCCUGUUGACACGUGUCAUUUUGGAAUCGAGUGUCGAACGCAAGGUUCAUGUGUAGUUUUACUUUCAGUAUCUGUUUUGAAUCAUAUCCAGGUUGCACGCAACUGCAAUGUAUUUCUACACUGAACUGUUUGCUUAAGCAAUAACAACUCAAAAGGUGUAAAUUCCUGACUUGCAAUCAUUUUAAAGUUGGGGCAUUAGCUAAAACAAUUAUGCCAGAACAGGGGCAUCAAACCCUUUCACUCAAGGGCCACGCUUACUUGACUACAAUUGAGAAAGGUAACUGGGAUGUGUAGUGCUAUGGGGGAGGUUGUUUUUUUUUUGCUGAAUCUAGCUCCACUUCUGCAGAGCCAUCCCAGCUGCUCUGCUCUUGCUCAUCCUUUUUAUAUCAGCACUUUAGCUAUUACAACAGCAGAGAACAGUGCCCUGAGUAUAGUGGACCAACAAGGGAGAGUAGCACACGAACACAAAAGCAAGGCCUAUUUCAUCUCCCGUCGUGCACCAGAGGGAACUGAAGCAAACGCAAAUGUUGCAUGUCUACUAAAACAUCUGUUGUGGAAAUACAUGGAGGCAGAAGUUGGCCCUUUUGUUGAAGAACUCUGUUAGAUUAUGCUGUUGAAUGUUUCCCAUGUGUUUUUUAAAGUUAUAUAAAAUGUACAGUAUACACCUUUACGUGGCUCUGUAUAGCAUCAUUUUUGCAACUCUGUGCCAUUCUGCAGCUGUUCAUCUCAGAAUUAGUCACAAUAGCCAGAAUUUUAAAAAGACAGAUCUGUAAUACUGUGCUAUAAGUGACCUAAGUUUUUUUUAUUUCUCAGUUAAACCCAUACCUCUCUGAAGCAUGGAUCCACAAGGCUAAAAAAGCCACCUCUUCAUUAUACUUCUCUCUUAAUUUAUGUGAAUGAGCAGAUUUACACAUUAAAAAGUGACUACAAAACUUGUUAGGUAAUGUACCUUCCCAACUAGUAUUUUAUUUCUAAGGUAAUUUGCAUCGUUUUUUAGAACAGGAGUAUUGCACUGUUUUUUUAAUUUUUUUUUUUUCUUGAAUCUCUAGUGCAUUUCUUCAAAACAUCUCUCGCCUGUGCACUUGCAGAAAUUAUAACGGUCCCAGCAGAUCGAUCUCUUUUAACAUGUGUAGAUCUUUGCUAUUUUUCCGAAACUGCUUCUGGAGUUUCUCUGGGCUCGUACAUUACAUUGGGCAGCAGUUGUGAAACUUUCGUUUGUUUUGUGGUUUGUGUUGUUGUUUUUAAAUGAAGGGCAGUAAAGCCUGGGAACAGAAGUGGCUGUAAGAGCUGCUGGUUUGUCAUGAUGUAGACUGUAUCUAGCCCAGAGUCUUCAAAGAGAUCAUGGCAAAUACCUUCAACUUCUUUGGAUCUGACUGAAUAACUUGUAAGUCCAGUCAUCACUUCCUCUACCGCUAGCUCUGCCACUAUCACUUUUUUCAUCCUAAAGCUGGCUCAAUAUUUUAAAUAUUUAUGAACUUUAAAAUUUUGAAAUUCUCUUGAGGAUUGUAACUGGUAAGUGGGAGUACAAAUUGAGGUGGUAUUCAGAACCAAGCAAUGUGCAUACCCAUUACUCCUCUAAUCAGGCCUAUUGCAGUGUACCAAGCACUGACACACUGUGUGAAUGUUACUUUCAAAGACAAGUUUUGAAGAUUGUUUAAAACUUCCUUUUGCCCUUCAAUUUAAAAUCAAUGCUAUUUUAACGGGAAACUGUCCUAGUAGGGGGUUUGUGUAAUUUUUCUGCUUAAUGCUGUGCUAAACAACACUCUUUCUUGGUUUUAAUUCCUUUCUUCUGUUCUUGUGUGUUCAACGUGGAUCUUUCCUUGCCAUUUUAUGUUUCUUUCACAGCAAAUGCAAAGAUGUCUCUUGCAUUGGUGACAUCCAAGAAAUUGUUGAAAAGAUUCCUGGGAAUAAGUUCUCCUAAUUCAUACUCCUGCUGGCUAGGUGGCUGCUUCUACCUAAUCUUUUGGUUUAUAUAUCCCUUCCAAAUCCAAAACAAACAAAAACUCCCCAAAACAAAUCUCUGUUGAUCUUCUGCAUGUUCAGUUGCUGUAAAUCUAGAUGGAAAAGCUCAUUCAAGUCCACAGGAAAGGCACAGACCAUUUUCAGUAGACCCCGAGAGCUGACUUCAAAUAACUGUUCUGAAAUGUUGGUAGCAUCACUGCAUUGAUUUUUCCAUUCACUGUGCAAAGUGAAUAAUGGUUUCAAAAAGGCACCUGUUUCUUGAAAGGAAAGAAAAAGCAAUUUGAACAGAAUUAUAAAUGCUGCAUGAUGGAAUUGUAACAAAUAUUAUUUAUCUAGCCACAACGUUCUUUUUGCUAAAGCAAAUCAUUGCUCCAGUGUUUUCAUUCUGACAGUAGAAAGCAAGUAGCUUCUUUCCCAUUUCUCCAGCCCCUUCCCCCACCAUAAGAACUGUUUCCAAUGCUGGUGUAAUAAUUUUCUGUUGUUCAGCCUUUAAAUUUUGUUGCUGGCUAGCAUGACCAUUCAGUUGGUUCAUGAAAUUCAAGACUUCGAAAGCACAGAUACACGUGGGCAGGGAGAAGUGGACUGCAUUAACCUUCCACUUUCACGUGCGUUAUGCCUUAACUACCUUCGCUGAGUUAUCACAUGGAUCUGCCACAUCUUAGUGCCCAGAAGUUUGCGUUUCACUGUUCAGUGUUAAAGGGCUCACUGUUUUCCUCAGGAACGAGAAACUUGUUUUCUCAGCAUGUCCAAAUCCUGCAAGUUGAAAGAGAGGGGUUUGAAUCGCAGUCACCUCGUGGUUAGUGCGUAGCACUUGCUAAAGCCCCAGUGUUUACUUGGGUAGAUCCCUUCGUAUUUAAGCCAUGUAGUUCUAGAAAAUAAGCUUGCUCAGAACAGUCAGUUGUCCAUUUAAAAUGUAAUCCUUUAGGAGGUGAUGUAAAUUCUAAUUUGUGACCUGUAAAAACUAUUCAGAGACACAAGUGCAGCAUUUCUUUUAUAAAACACUUCAAGUAAUUUCAGUUGAAUAAUUACAUAAGAAGGGGUGUUCUUUAUGGAAGUAGCUUGAUGAAUAUAAGCGCAGGAAGUAGGAGCCAGGCUCCUCUAAUUUUGUAUCAGUUUUUCCACGGGGUCCUCCGUGGUCCUUGGCAAGUCGCUGAAUCCAUGUCUUUGUAAAAAUAGUGAUGAUACUUACCUACCUCACAGGGAUGUUGUGAGGAUUAGCUUAUGCCUAUAAAAUGCAUUGAGGAUCUGAAAUGCUCUGUAAAUAUUAAAUAUUUUACUGUUAGUUUUGUGAGGUGUAAGAUUUACUGUGAUGAAAACAGAAGAUUGAUAAUUAUAAAAUGGGAGAGGCAGCAGCAGGCCGGUAUUCCACGAGACUGGGAAUUACGGCGGUGCAGAAAUGUUCGCUGUGUGCUGCAGCUGCUUCAGUUACAGCCAGUUCAAGUGGUGGUUUCUUCUUCAAUGAGAUGUGAUUCCCCACCAUGGUGCCUCAGUUGUGGUCUAAAUAGAAAGAGGACAGGUGUUAGGUAUUCAGGCUUCGGUGCCUCUACUUGUGACAAGUGCUGCUUGUGGUGGUAGGUUUUUUGUUUUCUUUUUUUGCCUUUUUUUCUUUUCUUUUAGGCUUUUCUGCAAUGAACAAACACCUCUCAUUUCUCCCAUGCCUCUGCUAGUCACUCAAGUUCUGCUCAAUACAACUAAAGCCUAGUGGCAUCAAUUGAGAUAUAAAGAGCCGGCCCCCCCAAAAACCUUUACAUUUGUUUUUAGUCCUCCUUGUGGUAAAUGAGAUUAAUGCUUCCUAGCACUAAUCAUGAAGCAAACUCUGUGAUUUGAUCUAGAGCCUUAAGCUCUCACCUGUCUUAAAAAUAAAUGUAGAGGAAAAAAAAAAUGAGAUUUAUUGGUGCCCUAGGAACUGAGAAACAAGGUGUUUCUGGCCUUCUGUUCUCCUCAGUGAGUUAAAGCAGGUUCUGCUUUUCUGUUUCUUCCCUUUCCCUGUCCUGCCUUCCAUGCCCUUCUAAGCCAUUCUUAUAAAACAUUGGGAAAACCCUUCCCACCUCAAAUGAAAGAUACCACCCAUGCCAUUAUUUUCCUGUCUAUUACAGCUUGAUACUUGAAAUUGAUUUUAAGAAGCAAACAGACUUUCUAAUAGCAUUCCUCAGCACACUUCAGUCUCCCCUUGAGCUACCCUAGAUUUUAUAAGUAGGAAAAAUAAGAUUAUCCUCCUUUCCUUGUUCCCUUUGUGCAAAAUGAGGAACCUCCAUGCAGUGAACAUGCAGCUUUAAGGCAAUAAAUGCUAGUACUGCUGUCAGUCAAACGUGUAAAUAUUUUAAAUGUAUAAUUCAGUACUAUGUUGAGUUUAUAUAUUAAAAAAAAAAAAGAAAAAAAAGCAGGGAUUGAAGUGCUAGUUAAUUUCAAGUAUUGUUUUACCUGUACAGUUGAAGAUAUGAAGUUGCAUAGAAAUAUUUCACAGUUUAUUGCAAUAAAACUUGGGAAGUGGCUCUGUAAUCAAGCCUUAUCACAACUGAAUUUUCAAUUUUGAAAUGAACACUUUCUGUAUUUUUAAGAUCCAUAAGCAGGAGGAGGAUAAAAUUGUUUUCCACUAAAGACUUUUAUUUUGGUUUGGCCAUGUGUGAUUUGUGUGUAUUCUUGUUUAUAUUUUUCUAAAAUCCCACCUGUGAUGAGUCCCUGAAAUAGCAUUUGUUACGCCUCCUCAUGGUGGGAACAAACCCAGGAACGCUAUGAAGACUCAGGCUAAUGAUUGUGCUCUCUGGAUGUGUGAAUUAACAGUAAUUUGAUUUAAGUUGAUGGGGUGACUUUAGAUUUAUAUCAGCAUUUAAGGCACGAGUUUGCCCAUCAACAGAAAAAACGUGAUCAGGUGCGUGACAGGAGAAUCUCACGCGGGAGCACCAGAGUGAGCUACCAGAAAUGGCUGUGAAUAUAUAAGCAAAUUACUCUCAUUUCCAUCCCCCAAAAAAUAAAAACUAAAUCUGAUGGUGACUUUUCAGGUCACUGUUAUUGGGUGUUUGUGCCCCCAGAAACAACAGUGAUCUUGAUACUGGUCUUGAAUACUGGUCUUGAAUUCUGUGUGCAGAUUUAAUGUAAACAGUCUAUGAUUAGCGGGCACAGAAAUGUUCUCCAAGCUUGAAAUUGGGUCUCGUGUAAAUUACAUCCAACAGUAUCUCACUUGAUGUGUUUUGGGAAAGUUUGGUGAAAGGCAGCAGUUCCUAAUGUGCUAUAACGUAAUUACAUCUGGAAGAGCUACAGCUAUUUUGUUUUGUUCCCCUCUUACUUUCAUUCAUUCACAAGUUUAGAAACGAAACAAACAAAACACAAAUCCUGAAAGUAAAACUAUGCUACAGCUGUGGUGGUGACAGCUUGCUGUACACCUUGGCUCUGUGUCUCACUAAAAUUUUACUGGUUUCAAAAGUAAAAUUCAUGCAACAAAGUAUUUAUAUUGGCCUGGCUUUGUUCAGUGAAUGUUUUUGUGAAGGACGGAAACAUCUAAGGUAAUUUUGAGCAAAUCCCUGAAAACAGCUUGGCAAGAUUAAAAACAGCAGCGUAUCCAAGAGCCUUGCGUGUAGAAAAUUGAAGUACUUUACCUUAAAUAUGAGGUCUGGAAUAAACUUGAAUGAUUUGGAUACAAAACCCUUAUUCACACUUGUUUCUGUAAGUGUAUGCAAAACCCGUUAAUUUUGCCUUUAAGAAAUUUCCAUUUGCUUUAGUUGCAUGUGGCGAAGUUGGUGUUUGGGGGUUUUGGCAUUUGGGGUUUUUCCUUCACUGAUUGCCAUUUAUUAUAAGAAAAAAAAAAAAAAAAAA
Messenger RNA from Anas platyrhynchos (mallard), 10253 nucleotides. It is a transcript of the gene XPO4, whose product is annotated as exportin 4. The record is from RefSeq and is a predicted model, not a curated record. Gene Ontology annotation, molecular function: nuclear export signal receptor activity. Gene Ontology annotation, cellular component: cytoplasm; nuclear pore. Gene Ontology annotation, biological process: protein export from nucleus. NCBI's taxonomy places the organism in Eukaryota, Metazoa, Chordata, Aves, Anseriformes, Anatidae.